GGGUAUGGCGGUGAUUUGACUGCUGUUGGACGUUAUGUGUAUGGUGCUGCAGUAAGGGACGUACCCUCUAGAGGCUUUUGUGUCCCAGGCCUUACAGGGAGGUUCCGUAUUCUUUGCGGAAGCUCGAGAAGACGGGAUCUCAGGGAUACCUUCCGGUGCUGUCUUCGACUGUCCUCUGUAGGAAAAGCAAGAAGCUUGAUUAAAGACAUGGAGCACAAGCCAGAAGGGUCUCCCCCCCAAGCUGAAUCCUGCUUGCCAAACAGGCAAGAAGUCAGCCUGGAAGAUGGAAAUGAAGAAAUGGCCCUUGAAAGUUUGCAGCUUUUGCAGAUUGAUACUGAGUUUGAGAGUGGAAGGGCCUUGCCCAUGGAUGGAGAGAUGUGGUGCUCGAAAAAUGUCUUGCGGAAACAGAGGCACUGGGAAAAGAUAGUUGCAGCAAAGAAGAGCAAAAGAAAACAGAAAAGAGAGAGAAGAAAAGCACAACAUGCAGAAAAUACAGGUGUGAGCCCUCAGCAGAGCAAACGGGUUUUGAAAGCCAUGACCAAAGAGAAGCUUUUGGCAGCCAAAAGUUCGGGACCCAAACUGUGCAUAGAUUUGAGUAUGACCAAUCGAAUGACUAAGAAGGAAUUAAGCCGAUUGGCUGGACAGAUCCGAAGGUUAUAUGGUUCAAAUAAAAAAGCCAAGAAGCCAUUCUGGAUCUGCCUCACUGGAUUCACGACUGAUAGCCCUUUAUAUGAAGAGUGUUUAAGGAUGAAUGAUGGAUUCUCUAACUAUCUUAUAGAUACAACAGAAGAAGACUGUCUUAAUUUAUUUCCUUUGGAAAGUCUUGUGUACCUCACGCCUGAUUCAGAACAUGCCCUUGAAGAUGUUGAUCUAGAUAAGGUUUAUAUCAUUGGUGGUCUUGUGGAUGAAAGCAUUCAAAAGAAGCUGACAUUUCAGAAGGCUCGAGAAAACUCAAUCCAGACUGCCCGCCUGCCAAUCCAGGAAUACAUGGUGAAAAAUGCCAAUGCCAAGAACUACCAUUCAGAGAUACUGGCAAUCAAUCAAGUAUUUGAUAUCCUGUCAACAUAUGUGGAGACUCGAAAUUGGCCUGCAGCACUGAAAACAGGAGUUUCUCUUGGAAAAGGUUAUGUUGUUCCGUGUACAGUGAAAUGAGAGAUGGUAUAUCUUUUUUGAGAUAGUAUCAGAGAUUUUUUUUUCUCUUGUAGUAAUGACUGGGGAGGAAUUAUCCUAAACCAGUUCUAUCAUCAUUAAAGGCUAGUCUGAAUUUUUCAUCUUUACAGUUAAAGGUGAGCCAUUGUACUUCAAAAGUAUUUCUUAUACUUCAGAUAUUGAAGGCAGGGACUUUUCUGUUUUUUGUUUGUAUCUUCAGGGCUUAACAUAGUCCCUUGGGCAUUGAUAAAUGCUUGUCAGAUUCCAAAAGACUCAUGAUUGAAAAUUCUGUCCACAUCCAGAGAAAGAACUG
Molecule: messenger RNA, 1462 nt
Organism: Vombatus ursinus (common wombat)
Lineage: Eukaryota; Metazoa; Chordata; Mammalia; Diprotodontia; Vombatidae
Gene: TRMT10B
Product: tRNA methyltransferase 10B
Exons: 9
Coding region: 208-1152 (314 amino acids)
Biological process (GO): tRNA N1-guanine methylation
Cellular component (GO): nucleoplasm; nucleus
Molecular function (GO): tRNA binding
Source: RefSeq, a predicted model, not a curated record